[Candida] anglica is the source of this 1065-nucleotide messenger RNA. The record is from the annotation of a GenBank genome assembly. Lineage: Eukaryota; Fungi; Ascomycota; Pichiomycetes; Serinales; Debaryomycetaceae.
AUGGAGUUAAAAAAGAGAAUAUAUACUAAUGAAGAUCUUGAAAAGUGGAUAGAUUCUCCAUCUUAUAACGAUCUUAUUAAGUUUGUUUGCCAAUUACAAGAUCUGGUAACUGGAUUACCAAAUUCAACGGAAGUACAUAUGUCACCAGAAGUAUCUAAAAUUCUUGAAGUCUUAGAACUGAUUGAGAAUGCGAUAACCAAUAACCCAGUGGUACACGAGAAGGAUAUUUCCAGAUUUGGGAAAGUUGAAUUCAGAGAUUUUUAUGAUCAAGUCGAGAAAGAUUUGCCACCAUUACUUGAACAAAAAUUUGAUACGAAGGGUAAGACAGAUGAACUUGUAGGGUACUUAUCAGAAUCCUUUGGGAAUAGGACAAGAAUCGAUUAUGGAUCUGGGCAUGAAGUGAAUUUUAUUUUGUUUCUCUUUUGUUUAGAGAAAUUGCAAAUCAUUACUGAAAACUCACCUGCACUUAUUCUCCAGGUAUUCAAAAAAUACAUAUCUAUUAUGAGACAUCUUCAAAAAACUUAUUGGUUAGAGCCAGCAGGAUCUCAUGGAGUAUGGGGGCUUGAUGAUUACCAUUUCUUACCAUUUCUCUUCGGGGCUUCACAACUUGCUACACAUCCUCAUAUGAGACCUAAACUGAUUCAUAAUGAAGAAUUGGUUGAACAAUUCUACAAGGACUACAUGUAUUUGGAAUGUAUUCAUUUUAUUAAUUCUAUUAAAACUUCUACAAAGGAAGGUGAGAAAUUGAGUUUAAGAUGGCAUUCUCCAAUGUUGGAUGAUAUCCUGUCUGCGAAGUCAUGGAUGAAGAUUAAAGAAGGUAUGGUUAAGAUGUUCAAGGCUGAAGUCUUGGGGAAAUUACCUAUUGUACAACACAUAAAGUUCGGUUCAUUAUUUGAAUGCCCAGAGGGGAUUUCAGAUCAUACAGAAUCGGUUGAUGACCACGACUCUUGUGGACAUGUCCAUGAAACGGUCAACACUUGGGGAGAUUGUUGUGGGAUCAAAGUUCCUAGUGCAUUUGCUGCUUCUGAAAUGACAAAGAUCCAGAAACAUAUCCCAUUUGAUUAG